This is a messenger RNA of Brienomyrus brachyistius, 6272 nucleotides long. Its product is annotated as B-cell receptor CD22-like. The record is from RefSeq and is a predicted model, not a curated record. Bases 159 to 1865 code for a protein of 568 amino acids. The transcript has 8 exons. NCBI's taxonomy places the organism in Eukaryota, Metazoa, Chordata, Actinopteri, Osteoglossiformes, Mormyridae.
AAUUUUGCUGUCUUGUGCAACAUCUUACCCUCACACUGCACAGUUCCUGUUUCAUCAACUUCCUCAUAAGGAUAUAUACUUACUCUUUCCAUCUGCUGCUAUAAGUCGCAACCCUAACGGUGCACAAGCCAGCCACCUCACCGAAGCUUGAGAGCGUCAUGACUGCAGCUGGGAGAUUUAUUUUCAUUGGCUGCCUGCUGCAAGGUGGUCUGUGCAGUACCUGGACAGCCCAGAUGCCUCAGUCUAUACAAGCCCUGAAUGGAUCCUGUGUGCUGAUUCCCUGCACAUUCCAGAUUCCAUCUAAAGAAAAUCUACAUCUAACAAACCCAGUUGUAAUAUGGUUGACAAAGAGAGGGUGGUCUGAUAAAAAGAAGUUGAACAAAAGUGAUGUAAAUAUAAAUGGAAGUUUGUCUGAGAUAAACUGCACUACAAUCCUGAACGGAAUUAGUAAGAAUUGGACUGGUGUUUAUUCUUUGAGGAUAAAAGACAAUAACAGUAAAAAUAAGUACAAUGUUACAGAGAAGGUGGAAAUUAAUGUGGAAGACUCUCCACCCAGCCCCCAGAUCACCAUAAACAGGGACAUGGUGAAGGAGGGGGGCUCUGUGACUCUGAGGGAAGGGGACUCUGUGACUCUGACCUGUUCGGCUCCAGCUCCCUGUCCAUCACUCCCCCCGACUCUGUCAUGGACCCCCAGGCUGAGUGACGGUAUCACUGUAUUUCAGGAGAAUGAUGAUCACACUAAACAUGUAUCUUCUGUUAUGAACUUUACUGCCUCACAUCUCCACCAUAAGCAGGAAGUCAAAUGUACAGCAGUUUACAGUCUCCAAGCCAACAACAGUGAGAGGACAUCCUACACAAAUGUGACUCUCAAUGUUCAGUAUUCUCCUAAAAACACUUUGGUGUUAAUUGGAAAAGACCGGAAUCUAACCUGCAGCAGUGAUGCCAACCCAGCAGUGAACAAUUACACCUGGUAUAAAGUGACUGGGAGUGAAACUAAAGUUGUUUCACACAGACAGAACCUCACCUCUAAUAUCACUGCGGUCAGUGGACAGUAUUACUGUCAGGCUCAGAAUGACCUCGGCCUGCAGAAUUCAAGCAAUGUGCAGCUCCACUGUGAACUGGUCAAGGCUCCACCCACUUGGGUGGCCGCUGCUGCAGGGGCGGCUGGGAUGAUGCUGGUGUGCAUCUUAAUGCAGAUUCUUCUCAAAACAUGCUGCCCCAGGGAGAAUCACAGCAGUAAGAUACGAGUCACUGAGGAAUUAACACCGAUAAAUUUGACUUCUGAGAGCGAAAAUGAGACUCCAGUCGUCCACCAUACCAACACAGACCAUGACAGAGGCAGUGAAUGGGGAACAGGAAGCAGUGAGGGGAUCUCACAGAACACUCUGUAUGGAAACAUCAACCACAAUGUUCAAAAUGUGCUGAUAGGCACAAGUGUGAUGUCUGAUGCUAUAAGGGGUAUGUCUGGUAAGAGGAAGAAAACCCAACAUCCUGAGAGCAGAGAUGUGUCUGGAUGUGGCUUCAGAAGCCAGGAUUCUGCAGAUUCCCAGAAGAGGAAAUAUGAGGCAGGUAGCGAACAAGAGACUAUGGAGGACAGGAAGAGCUCAGCGCUGGAUGAUCAGCUGAAGACACCUGAAACGAGAGAGGAACCAACGUAUGAUAACAUCUGCCAUCAACUGCGCACCAAUGGUCCAGAUGAUAGGUCUGCUACAGUGGAAGCUUCUCCUGAGGGUCCACAGGACCAUCAUGACGUUGCUUUUUACCCAAUGAUCUCUGAAGAACCGGGAACCAAUGAGAGUGAGUAUGCAGUGGUGAGAAAGGUCCGUAGCCUUCAGCCAGCAGAAAGUCCAUCCCUGAAGGACUAAGGAAUUAGUGCAGCUAGAAUUAACCAUAAUUCAUACUGCAUGUGUUCUGAAAAAUAAUAUUGUAAUGGGGGGGGGGGAGCUAUUGUGUCUUUCACAGAAAUUCUGAAGAAAUUUGCCCCAUUUACGCAAUAUAUUUUUACUCUUCUGUUGGUUGACUUUCAUGCUGGUUCUGAGGCACGGGAUCUGUGCUGGCAGUCGAAAGGUUACUGGUUUGAAUCCCCUGAAUUGCAAUCGCUUUGUUUUGGGUAUGAUGUGAACCUACAUCCAGUCCUGCAAGCUGGAUCUCCAACUUUCAUGGAAAAUUUGGGGGUUGGUGGCAGAAUUGACCCCUAGAAAAAACUCACACUGUUCCAUUCCAUUCAAACUAGCGUGGUGCUGAGGUAUCACCCGCUACAUGACUGCACUCAGGUUCUCAUCCCCGAGGUGUUUUGCUGCCUGGAGGGUGUGGCAGCACAUGUUCCUUACCUCUCUCUCUCUCUUAUUUUACAGUACAUCUUCUAGCUAUAAGCAUAACAAAUGUAACUUUGCACGUGUAUGAAGGUACAAUGCUGUGCAGAAUAAUUACUGCUCAAAGGUUUUUAUUUUAAAAUGUAUAUAAACAGCAUAAUUUCCAGAAUACUGUAUCCAUUGAUAGAUGGAAAUUCAGUGAUGUAAGUAGAUGAACUUUGAUGUUAUCAAUAAGUUGUCUUCCACUUAUACUAUAUUAUAUGGAAUAUGAUAUGAAUAUUAACUGAUUAUAUGAUCAAUCAAGGAGCGGCAUGGUGGUGCAGUGGUUAGCUCUGUUGCCUCACACCUCUGGGACCCGGGUUCGAUGCCUGGGCUACAUGUGUGUGGAGUUUGCAUGUUCUCCCCAUGUCGUCGUGGAGUUUCCUCCGGGUACUCCGGUUUCCCCCCACAGUUCAAAAACAUGCUGAGGCUAAUUGUAGUUGCUAAAUUGCCCGUAGGAAUGCGUGUGUGAGUGAAUGGUGUGUGAGUGUGCCCUGCGAUGGGCUGGCCCCCCGUCCUGGGUUGUUCCCUGCCUCGUGCCCAUUGCUUCUGGGAUAGGUUCCGGACCCCCCGCGACCCAGUAGGGUAAGCGGUUUGGAAAAUGGAUGGAUGGAUGGGCUACUCUCCUUGUGCUGUAGAAUAAUCGCGGUUUAAAUGCAGAACACAGUAAUAAUACAAAAUAAAUAAAGCAACUAAAAGACCCCAGAAGGCUUCUGCCUUUUGCUUUUCUCUCUGUCACUUCCUUGUCUGGGUUGUCCUGACUGUGCAUCAAUGACUAAAUCCUGAGCUUCUUUCUUCUUUUCACAAACAAAAUUGGCCACUGUCUAAUUAACUUGGUGUAGCAGCUACAUUUACAAAUAUUUUACCCUUUCUGUGCAAAUGGAUGAAACUGUGAGUUGGAAUUUAAACUAUAGUUAAAAUGCCAAUGUUCACGUUUUCAAAAUGGCAAAUUUCAUAUUCGUUUCACAAUGUUACUUAGUGUAUUUUAAUCAAAGUAGUAGGAAAAAUCGAAAAUUGUCAUUGUUUGAAAUUACGAAAGCAUGAACAGUGAACUCGACAAUAAAUUACCAAAUGAAAUAAAACACAGAUAUGUUUGUGUGGCGAUUUAUUCAUUUUUCAUUGUUGAUUGAGAAAGGGAAACUGUGGGAUGUGAAUAAUUGCAUUACGUGAGUCAUACGGGCGUAGAUUUGAGUAUGGCCGAGGCCAGACAUUUACUUACUAGUACUGUGGUAGUAUCGUGCGUGUUUAUGGGGCUUUGGAUAGAUCCCUACCAGUGUUGAAACUAAAGCUAUCCGGUUAGUCUGUAAUGCAAUUUGUAAUGCCUUAGGAUGGCGCUGUGACCCAAAUGUACGCAUUACAGUCUCAUGUCACUAGGAAUGGGGGUUUCAUGUCAGCCUAUAUGAUGGCUCUCUUUCUAUAGACCUAUAUACGAUUAUUAGAAUUGGUAUGUCCAUUAUGUCCAUUAUCUAUACUGUUCGUGCAGUGGGUUGGCAUCCAGUUUACGCUUGUUAGACACCUGGUGCAGCAAAGCGCUCCGAAAGAGGAAUAGGAAUUAGAGAAAUGGGGGGGGGGGGGAAUCACCAUGAAUAACACGUAGCCAUGAAAUUUUCCCCUUUUGUUUCACAUUGUUUUUGUUGCAACUCAUUGCAUAAAACAACAUCGUAUUUGUAGUAAACGCACUAAAAGAUUGCAUAAUACAAUCUCAACCUGAAUCUGCGAUAUGCAAACGUGAAAUGAUCUUCACAUGCAUUUAUAUCAGCCAUUCCAAAGUGUUACAGCCGAUACACGUGUUAGAUCCCAGGGAAAUGUGUUUUUGGCAGAGGAACGUAUGUCUGCUUCGCUCCCAGAUCAUUUAUUUUGUAAUGUUAAUAUUCUUCGAUGAAAACAUUGCUAUGUAGGUUAUAGAGAGAAUGUGGCACGACGGCUGACAGCGCAACCUUACGAGCGCUGGCUGCAGUCUAUGGCGUUAAAUUAGUGCCAAAAGUCGUGCGCAUAAAAACCACGCGCGCAUGCGCUCGCGAACAGAAAAUCGAUGCUUUCUACGCGCUCGCGAUUGCACAGCACUCACUCACUCGCUCGCCGUUAAAUUAGUGCCAAAAGUCGAACCACGCGCGUGUGUGCGCUCGAGUGCUGAAAACUCAUCCCCUCUACGCGCUCGCUCGCUCGAAUUUCCCACUUCUUCUUACCGUAUAUAAAAGAAUGGGCCAAUGUACGAUAAAUUGCAUUGUGAAUAACAUUUCUUAAUACAACAUCACACAGCCAAUUUAAUAAAUUCAAAUCCUGGGAAGAGCGCUCGUAAGAUAUUAGUUCUCGGGUUAGUGUUAGCAGACUAUAGGCGAAACCACCUUAAGUGCUAUCUGUUAAUGUUUAUUAAAUUGGCAUUAAAAUGGAGAGGUUUAUAAUAUCUUUUGUCCUUGUAGCUGCUAAAUACACUCAUUAUUAAAGCCAUAAAGUUGUCUGCCUGCUACAUUGGAAUCUCUGAGUAAGUGUUUUUGAUGGAUUUUAUUUAACUUUAUUUGACUCUGGUCCUUAGAUCUAAUGUCAUACUUCUUCACUUAUAUUGUUUGUGAAAAGGUUUACCACGGUCAAACAGAGCAGCCACUACAUCAUCAUACAUGAACAAGCACCUCACAAAACAAAAACAUUUCAUUUUCAUAAUUAAAAUUAUGAAAUUAUUAUGGUAGGCCUAGCGUGUGGAUCAGAGACAAGAUCUUGACACCUCAUUAACUAUAAUUUGUUCUGUGAACAGCUCAGAUACCACCUUCUCGAAAGUCUUUUGCAUAAAAUACAAAUGGGAUUCAGCGCGACUCCACUAAAUUUGGAUUACCUGGAGUUCCUUUGUCAUCAGGAGCUGUAUCUUCUGCAGGCCCUGUCUAAUCACAUUGAAGUACUUCCUGCUAUCACCCUGGCUUUGCAAGAGCUCUUUGACCUUGUGAGGGCAUAUCUGGAACGUCCAGCCCCACUGCCACACAGGAAGUCACUGCCACCAAUGGACGACCCAAGAGUUUGAUUGAAGAACAACGUUUGAAAGAAAUGUUCCAUACUCAACUUCCUGUGCCUUGCAUAGCCACACUGAUGGAUGUUUCAAGAAGAACAAUCUUAAGAAGAAUGAAAGAGUAUGAGCUCUGUGUUAGGGGCACAUAUAAUUCCAUCAGUGAUGAGGAACUUGACAAUUUGGUUUCUUCUGUCAAGAAUGAUCUACCAAAUGCAGGCUACAGGAUGGUCAGAGGGAGGCUGCAGUCAAUGGGCUACAGGGUUCGGUGGAGAAGAGUUGCAGCCUCCAUGCACAGGGUUGAUUCCAUGGGCAUCAUAUCAAGGUUGUCUAGUCUUGGCUGUGUUGUACGUAGAAUGUACUCUGUACCAGGGCCUUUGUCUCUGGUACACGUGGACACAAACCACAAGUUGAUCCGGUUUGUAUUAACAUCAAAUUUAUUUGAAGUUUGUUCAUCUACAGCCCUGGGUGGAUUGGUGUGAGGUGGUGGUGGGGCUUUGGAGAAGAUUUCCUGCCGAUCAACACUGGCCACUUAUAUCUAUGUGUCAUGGAGGUCUCGAGACUCACAGAUAUUCAGAGACAUGUGGAUAGUUUACCGGUGUUUUUCAGCAGGAAAUAGUUAUUACUACAAAUUGUCACCCCCCCCCCACAGAAACUGGAUCUGGCUAUAGUGGAAAAAUCUUUUUUUUUUUUAUUUGUGAGAACUUGAAAGCCCUUAAAUUGCUUUCAGCAAAGUAAACAAAACUUGGAAAAAAUAUAUGCUCAUUCACCAACAGUUUCUAAUCUGGGGUCUAAAGUGGUCAGGUUUGCUAGUGUAUUUGGUUAUUUGUCUAUCCUAGCCUGUUGCAGUGUAUAUUUCCUGUAUAUUUUGCAUGUAAAAAUGUUGUUUGUUAUGUCAGUGCUUAAUAUUAUCAUGUAGUCUUCAUGAA